This is a messenger RNA of Scutellospora calospora, 375 nucleotides long. The record is from the annotation of a GenBank genome assembly. NCBI's taxonomy places the organism in Eukaryota, Fungi, Glomeromycota, Glomeromycetes, Diversisporales, Gigasporaceae.
ACUCUCGCUAUGUCAACCACUUCGCAAACCGUACAUACAAAUGAUGAUUCUUUAACUAACUCAAAUUUGCUUAAUGAGUUGGAAGAACAAGCUCGCGGUAUUGCUGAGGACCUCGAAACAAUGUUUCAAAAUUUAAAGUCCCAAAUGUUUGAGGCAUCGGUCUUAACUUCUGCUUCAUUUGAUGUUUAUAAGCAAACUGUCGAGAAUUAUAGUACAGAAAUUAAAGAAGCAUCAAAUAAAACUCGAGAAUUAAUAGAAUUGUGCGAUCGAUUAGAUAAAGAAUUUGUUGAAGUACAAAUAUUAGCAAGUAAUAUUAAAAAUAUUAAACAACAAAUUGACACACUUCAUAGUGCUUGGAUUCGAAUAUCUAAAUAG